AUGUCAGCGCGCCAACGAAAAACGGCGUGGCCGGUGAAGAAGUACUCGCCACGCCACGCGACCUGGCCGUACAGCGACGCCGACUUUGCGCGCCAGGACAUAGGCGUGGACUCGGACUUCUACUCGGCCCCGCGGUUCGUGGCCCACAUCGACGACGCCGCAAUCGCGUCGCUGAAGGAGUACUACGAUGUCGUUCUGCCGCGCAAGGGCCGCAUCCUCGACGUCUGCAGCUCGUGGAUCAGCCAUUACCCCUAUGCCGUCGAAAUCGCUGCCGCGAAGGGCGAGCUGAAGAUCGCGGGUGUGGGGAUGAACCGUGCCGAGCUUGCAGCGAAUAAGGUGCUGAACUCCGGCGACAUAAUCAUGGACCUCAACUACGAGCCAGACGUCUUUGAAGUACUAGUCAAGGAGCAUGUUGUCGGCGAAUCGGAGGAGGAGAUGUUGGAUGCGAGUACAAACGUCGUGUCGAUCGACUACCUGACCCGUCCUGUCGACGUACUACAGAGCCUGAGGACUGCGACGAAGGUAGGAGGAACCGUGCAUCUCGUCAUCAGUAAUCGGUGUUUCCCCACCAAGGCCGUCGACAGAUGGCUAAACAUCAACGAGGACGAGCGGUUACUCAUGGUGGGCGAUUACCUGCAUUUCGCAGGCUGGAAGGACAUCGAGAUCGUCGAGCUGAGCGAUGGAAAGCCGCCAGAAGGGCCCACGCAGGCUGGACUGGGCAACUUCUUGUCCGGGAUCAUCGGUAUGGGUGGUCGCGAUCCGUUGUGGGUUGUUCGGGCUAAUAAAGUGUAA
Messenger RNA from Anthostomella pinea, 792 nucleotides. Lineage: Eukaryota; Fungi; Ascomycota; Sordariomycetes; Xylariales; Xylariaceae. The record is from the annotation of a GenBank genome assembly.